AUGGGCCAACGAUUAUAUUGUAAUCCAAUAGGUUUAGCACUGAAUUCAUCAUGCUCAUCUAAUAUUCUUAACGCCACAUUGUGUACUGAAUCAGUACCAGAUUUAUCCAGCUCGACGGAAUUUAUUUAUACGCUAUGCAAGAUUGAAUCUAUCAUUGGAAUAUCACCUACGGAAGGUCCCAUGGGAACUCAAGUCACUAUUAGAGGAACGAACUUUACUGGAAAUAUGUGUGAUUAUGAUAUUCAAAUUGGGUCAAAAUAUCACUGCCCCAUCAUUAACAAAUCAUCAACUCAACUCAUAUGUCAGAUCACAGCGAACUCCAUGCUCGAUGCUGGAAUAAAUCAAAUAGUUCGCGUCGCUCGUAAUCUUCAGGGGUAUCUCGGUAAUUCUAAUCAAUUACAAUUCAGAUUUCUAUCAUCCAUCUCAAAUAUAUCCCCUACAAUCGGUUCGAUCUAUGGAGGCACUCUUGUAACAAUCGAUGGUGAUGGAUUCAUAUCAAGCGAUACGCGAGUGUUUAUCUCUGGCGUUAACUAUACACAUGCGGGAUCUUUAUCCUAUUCGCGCAUUAUAUUAACUACACCACCACAGUUAACAUAUGUCGACGUUAAUUUAACAGUGAGGGCUUUUGUUCGAACGAGCCAGUCAGUAUGUCUUAUGUCGUCUUGUUAUUUCUCUUGGAAAACACUUCUUACUCCACACUUUGACUCUGUGAGUCCGCAAUGGAUAAAUGACACUACGAACUUGACAAUCACUGGCCGAAAUUUACUUACUGGAGGAAGCACAAUGGCCGAUAUUGAUGUUAGUAUAAAUAGCAAUAUUUGUAAUGUCACAGAAAUGGGGAAUGAAUCGAUUACAUGUACGGUCAUAAGCGUAGAAGCUGGCCAAUAUACCAUUAUUGGAUUUAUUGAUGGCAUAGGAAAUAUUUAUUCAACAUUGACGAUCACAUCCGAAGCUUUGAUAUCAACGAUAGUACCCCUAAUGAGUAGUAUAUAUGGUGGUGCAACAAUGACUAUUGUUGGUCAUGGUUUCUCGAAAAACAUCAGUCAAAUUCAAGUCACCAUAGGCACGAAUAUAUGUCCUGUAAUUCAAGCGACAAAUAAUCGUAUUCAAUGCAUCAUCCCUCCUCAAGGCAACAGUUCUGGUUCAGUCAAUAUUAGUAUCAUUUCACAUCAGAUUUCAUUUCCAUCAUCAUUUACUUUGAAUUACAAUGAAACGGUAACACCCAAUAUCACUUCUAUCAGUCCAACAUUUGGUAAUAGUUCACAAGUUUUGCACAUUAUUGGAGAUAACUUUGUUGGCGUUGGACAAACAACUGCUUUCGUGGGAAAUACUAAGUGUAUUAUCCGUAAUAGUUCACAAAAUUUAAUCAUAUGUACAAUUGACUUAAGUUUGGCUGCCGGACAUCAUUCAGUUCGUAUUCAUGUAGACGUGGUGGGAAAUUCGAAUUCGAAUAUUUUCUACACAAACGAUCUCUCUGUCACAAAUACAACACCGUCAGAAGGAGGUUACGGUGGUGGUCUAUCCACCACGAUUCUUGGUCAUGGAUUCAAUGGAACUGAUGUCAAUGUCACCAUAUGUAAUCAAACUUGUUUGUCGGUACAAGUUGUAUCGAAUGAUCAACUCAUCUGUAUUACACCUGACGUUUCGAUGAGCGACGUAAAUAGUUCAUGCAAUUUGACAGUAACUGUAGAUGGUAUAAGUAAAAGUACAUAUUUCAUUUAUAAAGCUAAUUUAACUGCGAGUAUUACAUCGGUUAGUCCAGUUCGAGGUGGAACAGGUGGUGGAACAACAAUUACUAUUAAUGGAAAUAAUUUCCCGACUUCUGGAAAUGCUGUAACGGUGACUAUUGCUGAGUCGCCAUGCUUAGUACAAACUAUCACGCCUACAAGUAUUACAUGCGAGACUGGCAGCUAUAAAAGCAGAAGUGUUCAAGCCAAAGUCAAGGUAUUCAUUAAUAGUAGUGGCUAUGCAAUCGGGACAGUCUAUUUUCAUUACAUUGAUCUUUGGUCCAGUAUAUGGACCUGGGGUGGUUAUCAGCCACCUGACGUUGGUACACUCGUAGUUGUUUCAGAUGGUGUGACUGUCUAUUUGGACAUCGAGACACCAAUUCUAAAAGUACUUAUUAUUGAUAAUGCUACAUUGAUAUUCGACGAUUCUCAAGAUGUUACUUUGAAUGUUGAAUAUAUUAUUAUCGUCAACGAUGGUCACCUUCAAGUUGGCACUGAAUCAAUUCCAUUCCGGCAUCGUGGUGUCAUCACUAUGUACGGACAGUUGAGAUCGAUCGAAUUGCCUAUAUUUGGUGCUAAGGUAUUGGCUGUACGUGCGGGAACUGUGGAUAUGCACGGAAUACCCAAUGCUUUGACUUGGACAAAAUUGAGAUCGACAGCUUAUAAUGGUUCAUCAACAAUCACUCUUCUAGAGUCGGUCAACUGGACUGUGAACAGUCAAAUCAUUAUUGCAACUACGGGUGAUCGUUUCAGUCAAAAAGAGACUGAAAUUCGUCAAAUAACGAAUAUUUCAUCAGAUGGACUUACACUAGUUUUGGACAAACCAUUGCAAUUUACUCACUUGAGUGAAACACAAACGUGGAAUUCAACUACGAUCGAGAUUCGUGGUGAAGUUGGUCUUCUUUCACACAAUGUCAUCUUUCAAGGUUCAGUCACUGAAACAUGGGAUGAAAUCAUAGAGACAUGUCCAGCUGGAUUUAAUCCGGACGAAUUUGCGGUGCAGACAUGUUUCCUCGGUCGAUAUGGACAGGAGAUAGGCUCUGAUCAGUUCGGUGCGAGGAUUAUGGUUAGUCAAGGUAAUAAUAUUACUGAUGAUACUCAACGAGUCGCUGUGAGACUAUCGAAUGUUGAAAUCUUCAAUGUUGGCCAGGCGUUUCGUCUAGAUCGUUAUGCGAUACACUUUCAGAGAAAUGGAAAUAUGAGUGAAUCUUUUGUAAAAUCUUCCUCAAUUCACUUAUCGUUCAACCGAGCUAUUCAUAUUCAGGCUAGUAAUUAUAUUACUAUUGAGAGUAAUGUUAUUUAUAAUAUCAUGGGUAGUGCAAUGUUUCUCUCAGAUGGUAUUGAAGUCGGCCAUGUUUUUCGGGGAAAUUUAGCUGUUUUUGUACGAUCAAGUUCAAGUCUGCUCAAUGAAGAUCUUACACCGGCUGCUUUUUGGUUAACUAAUCCAAAUAAUAUAGUCGAACUGAAUGCAGUAGCUGGUGCCACUUAUUACGGUUAUUGGUAUCAAUUGAGUAAUAGAACCGAAGGACUUUCACUUCUUACGAAUCCUAACUACUGUCCUAAUCGACAGCCUUUUGGACGUUUCUACAAUAAUAGUGUGCAUAGUACGGGUCGAUUCGGAGUUUGGAUUUAUCCGGAGUAUGCUCCUACCAUUUCGGGAGAUUGUAAUGAUACUCGACCGUUACAAGCAACAUUUGAAGGCUUGAUCGCAUGGAAUAACAAUAAAGGCAUUGAGAUAGUAAUGUCUCGCACGAUUCAAGUCAAGAAUGCUGUAGUUUUUGACAAUGCUGAUUUAGGCAUUGGCUAUAUCACAGCUAUCGAACAUCAAGAAAUCAACCCCUCAUAUCUUCGACCUACAUUCUAUGAUACUGGUAGUGGCUCAUCGGUAAUUGAUAGUGUCAUAAUCGGUGAUACAGGUCUUGCGUCAACACCCAUCAUACCGUCCACUGCUGGUCUCGUUGUCAUGUGGGAUCGUGGUCUUCGUGUUCGAAAUGUUGCCUUUAUCAAUUUUCCAAGUAAUGAAACACGCGCUAUAUUUGGACCUAUCAUUCUCGGUCGAUGUACCAAUCGUUGUGGAGGUUGGCUAGUUAAGUUCUCUAAUAUGACAUUUGUAAAUGUUACAAUUCGUGGCAAGUUUCGAUGGGAAUACGAUGCACUGUAUUAUGAUGAGGAUGGCACUCUAGGUGGACAACCUGAUUCAAUAAUUAUGGCUCCAGAUGGAAUCACUAAUACAUCAUCUGCGUGUACACCAGUACAGAACUUUGAAAAUGCUCUUCAAUGUCCUCUUUCAGAAGGUUCAUGGUUACGGAUUUCGCUCCGUCACCCGUCGCAACAUAAUUUGGGUCGACUUUUUAUCUCAGAUGAAGAAAAUUCGACGAUUAUCAUACCUUGGCUUCAAGAACAGCUAACUUAUCCAAACGGAUAUUCGGUUGUAUCAAGAGCGAAUCAAACUUAUACAUUCGCAUUUGAAACAAAUAUUCAACCAAAAGAUCUAUGCUAUACCGGUGUUAUUUAUGAUGUGGCUCCAAGUGAUUAUCUGAUCAUUCAGCAUCAGAUGAACGUUGUACCUGCUAAAGCUGAUAUAAUUGUCGGUCAGUCCAUGACUUCAGGAUCACUAAUGCCACUCUCCGGAUGGAACAAUAGUAAUGGUGACUGGUAUUACGACAACGUUACAUCUCUACUGUCUUAUAUCGCUAAAAAUCCAUCGACAGCAAACACAAGUAUCGACAUUGAAAUAUUAUUUCGAGUUUACAUAUGUCCGUGUUACAAUUGUGGAUGUCCAACAACGACAACAACAACAACUACUACAACUACAACUACUUCAGAGACAACAACAACAACUACAUCAGCCACAACAACAACAACUACAUCAGCCACAACAGCUACAACAACAUCAGCUACAACAACUACAGCUACAACAACUACAACAGUAACAACAACUACAGUGACAAUCUAUUGUCUAGCACCUGAUGUAAGAUAUUGGUCGAUUGAUUCCCACUGGACUUUUGGACCUCAAGACUAUACUGAUUGGUUUGGUAUAAAGCCCGGCAGUGACAAAAAUAUCUUUGUUCCUCGUUGUAUCUGGUUAGUUAUUGACUGUCCACUUCCAUCUAUUCGAUCAUUAAAAAUUGAAGGUGUGGUUGAAUUUCAACAGGGAGGAAAUCAUCUUAUGAAUAUUGACACCAUUAUUAUAAAUGGUGGUCGAUUAAUUGCUGGUUUACCCAACGAUACAUUUAAUGGUAGCGUUGAAAUUAUUCUAAGAAAUAGUGGUCCAGUAACUGUAUCAUUGCCUUCGAAUUUUCCGGCGAGGGAGUCGCAAUUUAUCGGUGUCUUAGGUGGCCUCGACUUGAAUGGUAUGCCACGUGGAAUCACUUGGACGCGUCUUGCUCUCACUGCUGCAUCAGGUCAAAAUGUAAUUAUCCUGAGUCAAGCAGUCAAUUGGACUACCAACGACGAAAUAAUAAUAACAACCACAGAUACAAAUAUUGCUCAUACUGAGCGACACCAAAUCGACUAUAUUGAAAACCAGACAUUAAUACAUACGAAACUACCACUGGCUUAUACUCAUCUUGUCCUUCAACAAACAUUCGCCAACGGACAAGUAGCAGCUGUGAGUGCUGCAGUUGGAUUAUUGACACGUAACAUACGGAUAAGGAGUCAAAGGGCAGGCUCCAGUCUAACUGGAUUCCGAAUUCUAAUAACUGAUUAUCGAACAUGUGUUUUCGAUAAUUUUUCCAAUCAAUGUAAUGAUACGUAUUACAAAGGAUAUGCUCGAAUAUCAAAUACACAAUUCAUCGGCUUCGGCAAAUUGGAUGAUACUUAUUAUAGUGAUCUCCAAUCAGGUAUUUCCAUGAGUCAUCUAGGUGAUUAUAUUUCAAGUAGACCUACAUUCAUCGACGCUUGUUCGUUUGAUAGUGGAUUUAAUGCAGCUAUUGGUAUGCGAAGCACAAAUGGUAUUCCAAUAACGAACAAUGUCAUCUACAAUACAUAUAGAUCAGGCAUCGCCGUGACUGGAAUGAACAAUCGCGUUGAAAAUAAUCUUAUCACUACUGUCUACUGGGUAGGUACAGGACAAGAUGCAUCAAUAUCUCAGUUUAGUUCAAAUAAUGAUGCUGCGAUUAUGGCUCGUGAUGCUACCAGUGUGAGAUUGCUGAAUAAUUUAGUCGCUGGUGUUGAACGUCUGGCGUACCGUAUUCCUGGUGAAUCAUGUGGUGGUUCAGAUGUUUAUACUCCAUUAAAUGUAUUCAAUGAAUAUUCGAACAAUGAAGCACAUUCGGUUAUGUCUGGUGUUAGCCUUUGGCCGACAGACAAAGGAUUCAUAUAUGAUCGAAAAUGUGUUCUAAUUAAAGGAUUCAAGGUUUACAAAGCAUGGUAUUAUGCUUUCUACAUCAACACAUUUCGCAAUAUAACGAUUGAUUCGUGUUCAUCAAUUGAUAGUCACGUUGGUAUCUUUACUUAUGUGGUUGGACCAUCUGCUUUAACACAUGUACCAGUUGCUAGUCGUAUCAAUGUUCGGGCUUCACUUGUCAUUGGCUCAAUGACAUCAGAAGAUUGCACCGAUAGAAUUGAUACAAGUUCGAUUAAUAUUCGACUAUCGCAAAUGGCAAUACCUGCUGUAUCAGCGAAUUCAUCGUCUGGAAAUGCUGGCAGUAGGUCAGGUAUAGUUUUUCCAGCUAUUUCCAGGAGUAACAAUAUGCCUAUUCGGUCUUGGACUGGUACUGGUACUUAUCCUUGUCUCAACGGUUUAAUGUCUAUUACUAAUACAACUCUUGCUUUCUUCAAUGAUACUUGUGAUCGUCAUGACGUAGCAAUCCAGGUUUCGCAAAACAAUAAUGAUGGACAAUUUCCGGUCACAACAAGUUCUAUAUUUGUCUAUAAUACAUCGCAAGCAAAUCUUAUUUUCAAUGGGCAACCAAACUUAAAUGUAGUAACUCCGAGUAAAUGUGGUGGUAAGUAUGUCAUUCAAAUCAAUGCGUUCGUUAAACUAAUUUCUGUUAUAGAUAUGGAUUGUGAUGGCCUGAAGAAGAAUUUAAUUGUUGAUACAGAUGGAUCCCUUUUUGGCCAGCCUUCGAGUGUUUUUUCACAGGCAGAGUCUUUGUGGGGUCAGUAUCAAUAUGAAAUGAAGCACAAACGUCUUUUGAACAUGUGUUCUUUUUUAGGGAGUCAACAGCAUGGAAUAGGAGAUUUUCGAAUUCCCAGAUUAGCAUUGACUAACCUAACUGGACACAGAAUUAAUAUCAACUUGAUAUAUCCAUAUCGCGGUAUCAGUCGUAGUAAUUCCUGCUCUCUGCAACCAUUAUGGGGAAUGUACAUGUGUAAUUCGAGUAUUGACUAUCGCAUGUUGAUUAUCGAAAGUAUGGAUUCAGACACAGAAAAAAGACGUAUUUCACCUGUCGCUAUCAUGUCCAACAGUGGGUACAUUGAUUUGAUCAAUGGGCCGCAAGAUCAAAGUUUCUGUAAUGGUUAUUCCUGUAAAAGGCGUAUAUCCACAUUCAUGGCCAUCAUUCAAUCGAGACAAACGUAUAAAAUAUUUUUCUCAAGUACUCCACCUAAGCAAACACGUUUUCGUAUACUGAACGCUGAUUCAAGUAUCAAAUGUGUUUUGGCUCUUCAGUACGAUUCAUUACAACAUAUCGAUGUCUACGCUAACACGAUGUAUAUUCCACCGACUAAUCGAGAUCUUAGUGCUCCUGGUCUCAUGCUAGAUGAUCGACCGAACGGAGUGACAUUAUCUUCUCCAAGUGGAAGCAAUUAUUUUGAUAGAACAUAUCAAAUGGCCUACUUUGCUAUCGACGGUAGCACUAUGAUUGAUAUCAAAGUAUCACCACUACUCAUUCUCUCUUUUGGUUUUCCGCCAAUGGAUCCAGCAUCAUUUUACUCCACCAAUCUGGUCGCCAAUCUAGCAAUUCUUUUGAAUAUAAGUCCAGACAAAAUUCGACGUGUAAAUAUUGUAUCCGCCUCGAAUCAAACCCGUAUUCGUCGGCAAACCUCACGUGCUCUACCGUCCAUACAAUUACAGAUUGAAUUACGUGAUGAACCACGUACUAGUUCAACGGCAACAACUGGAAUUCGAGCUGAAAUUCUAUCGAAUGUUGCUUCAACUAUCAUUAAUCGUUAUCAAUCAGGUGAAUUACAGGAGGCUUGGAAAAAUCUCAAUAUAACAAAUGGUACUGCUCCUUCUGUCUUAAAUACACAAGAACCAUUCGAUAAUUCAUCAGUGGAAUUGAAUACAAUCAAUAAACUUUUACUGAUCACGCCACCGAAUGAUUGUCGCCAACAAAGUCCGUGUACGAUUCAACCUGUACUCGUUGCAUAUAAUGUAGAAGGAAAUGUUAUUCAAAAGUUAGGUUCAAAAGAUCGACCAUGGCAAGUAAAAGCUAGUGUCAUAGGUAGACCAAAUCUCAUUUUGCCUGGCGGCAUAGCUAAUUAUUCUGGUGGACAAACACAGUAUACUUUAUUCGGUCUACCUGAUAUCGGCACCCAACAAGUUCAAUUUAAUCUUAUUCCACCUGAUGGUGUCAAUAGUUCAUUUUUAGCAACAACAAAUCUGACUGUGCAAACUGCUUUUGUGUCUGUGACACGAGCGAUUCUAGCUGGACAACAAGUGAACAACAUCUAUGUUGUAAAUGUUAAUGAAACAUUUAGUGUCACUCUCAUGCCAGUCGAUAGUAUUACACUACUAAAACUUGGGAAAAUUCAAUGGGGUUCUUGGACAUGGUCAGCUAAUGUUACAUUGAGAAGUUUGCCAAAAUUAAAUCGUUAUGGGUCAUUAGUUCAAAGCAAUUUAUCAAGCACUAAUAUUGAUCUUACAGAAGGUACUGUUACUGUCACUAAUCUAGCAAUCAAUGCUACCGGUAUGUAUAUGCUGCAGAUUCUCAUGGUGUCUUCAAACAACGACCAUAGCAUUGUUUUACUAUCAAAUGGUAUUCUUGUUAAAGAUGACACUGUUACCUUGAUCACUGAGAGCGAUUCGUUCUCAAGUAAUAUAACAUUUGCGGGCGAUUUCGAUGCACUCAAUUCAAGUGGUAAGCUUGAAGAGAAACGUACAAUGAUCUGCAAUCAUAUGAUCAAUGUUGGAAUGCCUCUAAUCAGCGAUAUCAUUGUAUUCAAAGGUAGUGUCGUUGUGACCUAUGAAGCUGACACACUGGCUCCUAAUGUUUCAGCAGCAGUCUCAAAGUUACUAUCGGAUCCUGGCGCUAUACCUGAUUUAACGCUUACGAGUGUGAAUAUGUUUGGUCGUACCUAUGUACCGUCGUCUGCAUCAAGUAGUAGCUCAGGAAGCGAUACAGGAAAUGUUUCGACAAAUGUUGCCUUGAUUGUUGGUCUCGUUGUUGGUUUAGUUGGUGGGUUAUUAGUGAUCUUCGGCGUCGUUUGGCUUUAUAGAGCACAUGAAAGAAUGAUUAGUAGCCAUCGUCUUGGCGUAGAAGAAACCGACGAGGACAAACUCACAGGCGUUGAUGCAAAUGGUGUCGCAUCACCGAAACUAGAUAAUCACGUCAGUUCAACAAAUUUGGAUGGAAUUGAAUUAUUCUCACCUAUAUUUAUCAAUCAAACUCAAUCAAAAACAUCCAAUCGUAACUUGAAUAACUUUCAGGCAGCUAAGCCAGUACUACCAUCGUCCAUGAUGGAAAUAAUUGCGUUCGAUUAA
Messenger RNA from Rotaria socialis, 9375 nucleotides. Lineage: Eukaryota; Metazoa; Rotifera; Eurotatoria; Philodinida; Philodinidae. The record is from the annotation of a GenBank genome assembly.